AUGUGCUCUUUUAAGCACUUUGGAAUCAAAAUCGACUUCGAUGCAGACCCAACGAGGUGCUUUCGGUUGAUCGUAUCACAGGAAAUGUGCUUCCACGCAAUUCUGCUCCUAGCUUCAGCUUCAAACGACCUUGCAUCCCAGAAACCAUUAUCGAAAGCGUCGUACCGCCACCUCCAGCGGACUUUACCGCUUUUAAACCAAAGGCUCUCUGAUCCAAAUGCGUUUAGAGAUGACAUGGUUCUCUACGUGAUCGGAAUACUAGCUUCUAUGACCAUCUUCUUCAAAGAUUAUGAAUCCGCGCAGGUACACGCUGCAGGAAUUUCAAAAAUCAUGAGACUUCGUAAGAAGUUUGCUAUCGAACCAAGACAAAAAUCUAUGAUAUUACUCUCAGUUGAUCGUUUAAACUUCUGCGGCUCUCUAGCUACUGAUCUAUGGACACCGGUGUAUAACGAGUUGAAUUGGAGCCAACCAGCUGUCCCGGCUCAUAUAAUACAUCUCCAUGAUUCGUAUAAUAUGCUCUCGCUAGAUGACCAUGUUGACCCGGAGUUGGCGAACGUCUUCCGGAAUCUCCAGUACCUUAGCAUUCUCUUCAAUGAGCACUUCUGCAGCAAGACACCCCUCGACGGUGCGGUUCUCCACGAAUAUCUGGAAUAUAUACAAUCCAGUCUUGUCAGUUUACUACCACGUCCGAGGGACAGUUUACAAAAUUGCGUGUUCCAAGGGAUGAUGACAUUUCUUGCAACAACCUUUCGGCUGCCUGGAUCGUAUACACACCCCAGCUGCCACAGCGCAGCAGCAAAGCUUCAAAGAUGUUAUGUUACGGCAAGGGCAUCGAUGGAGAGUUUGCCUAAAAUUGCGGAGAUUUGGUUGAUAUACAUCUGUCUCAUGUCUACUGAAAAUGUGGACGAGAUAUUUGAUGAAAUUUUAAUUGGAACGAGGUGGGAAUUCUCAGAUCUACGACGUUCCUCAUGGGAUGAAACUCGUCUACUAUUAAAGCGAGUGAUGUGGAUAGAUGCCUUCCAUGAUAAGGUCGGAAGGAAGACUUUUGAAAAAUUGACGACUCGGCCUUGA
Clonostachys byssicola is the source of this 1071-nucleotide messenger RNA. The record is from the annotation of a GenBank genome assembly. Lineage: Eukaryota; Fungi; Ascomycota; Sordariomycetes; Hypocreales; Bionectriaceae.